CCCUAUGAAUGCAAGGAGUGUGGCAAAGGUUUGAGUUCCAACACAGCCUUGACUCAGCAUCAGAGGAUCCACACGGGGGAGAAGCCCUACAAGUGCAAGGAGUGCGGCAAGGCCUUCCGCAGGAAUGCAGCCUACCUUCAGCAUCAGCGCUUACACACGGGGGAGAAAAUCUAUAAGUGCAAGGAAUGCUGGAGAGCCUUUGGUUGUAGGUCACUUUUCAUUGUCCACCAGAGAACUCAUACUGGGGAGAAGCCCUACCAGUGUAAGGAGUGUGGCAAGGCGUUCACACAGAAGGUAGCCUCCAUUCAGCACCAGAGGGUGCACACUGGAGAGAGGCCUUAUGAGUGUAAGGUGUGUGGGAAAGCCUUCAGAUGGUACAGCAGUUUUGUUCAGCAUCAGAAAUUGCACCCCGUGGAGAAAAAGCCCGUCCUGGCGAGUCCCCAGUGCCCCUCUUCAGCCUUGUCGCCGGGUCCUCUCCAGAGCCUGUGCUUGGCUCCCGCUGUGGCCACACCCUCGCUGACCUUCCCGCAGGCUGUGCUCCUUCCUACCUCUGGGCCUUUGUUCGUGCUGCUGCCCACAUCUGGAAUGCCUUCGCCACCUGUCCAAAUAGUGCAGGUCUUCCCGGGCCUUGCUCCCACUGUCAAGCCUUCCCCGGUUCAUCUCGCCUCUCGUGAGCUUUAUCUUGCCACGCCCGUGGCGCUCACGCCCAGCAAAUCUCCAACCUAAUUGGAGUUUCAUUUGUAUUUUUUUCCUCACCUGACAUGUGUUUCAGCUGUUUCAGCGCACACUGCAUUGUAAUCUAUAUAUUUAAAGAUUGUGUUUA
This is a messenger RNA of Myotis lucifugus (little brown bat), 823 nucleotides long. Its product is annotated as zinc finger protein 621-like. The record is from RefSeq and is a predicted model, not a curated record. The annotation marks the transcript as partial. The transcript has a single exon. Lineage: Eukaryota; Metazoa; Chordata; Mammalia; Chiroptera; Vespertilionidae.